CAUUCAAUUGUCCUUUAUCCCAAUUUUUUUUUUUUAACUUGUCAUUUCCCCCAUGUCUGAAAUCAAUCUAUCCAAGAUCAAGCAUAUUGUGCUCAUUCUUUCCGGUAAAGGAGGGGUCGGUAAAUCGUCGGUGACAACCCAACUGGCUCUGAGUCUGGUCGACCGAGGAUUCAAAGUAGGUGUACUGGACAUUGAUCUGACCGGUCCCAGUAUCCCGCGUAUGCUGGGCUUGGACGGCAAACAGGUGCAUCAGUCAUCCCAAGGUUGGGUGCCCGUGUAUGCCGAUGAGAAACAGCGAUUGUCGUGCAUGUCCAUUGGAUUUCUUCUUGCCAGUAAAAACGACUCGGUAGUGUGGCGUGGUCCAAAAAAGAAUGCAAUGAUCAAGCAGUUUUUGCAAGAUGUUUACUGGGGAGAACUUGACUAUCUACUGAUCGAUACUCCUCCUGGCACAUCCGAUGAACAUAUUGGCAUUGUGGAGUAUCUCAAGGGAGUGGAUCCGGAAGGCGCGGUGCUUGUGACGACCCCUCAAAAUGUCGCUAUUGCUGAUGUCCGUAAAGAAAUCUCUUUUUGUCGCAAAGUGAAGCUACCUAUUCUAGGUGUGGUGGAAAAUAUGAGCGGUUUUGUCUGCCCUCAUUGUACGGAAUGUACGAAUAUCUUUUCUACUGGUGGUGGAGAAUCCAUGGCCAAUGAGUUUGAGAUUGCUUUUCUCGGUCGAAUUCCUAUUGAUCCCGGGUUCACCAGCAUGGUCGAAACCGAAGGAGAAGGUUCCUACGUCAAUUCUUUUGAAAAGUCCAAUCUAUUCCCGGUAUUUCAACCCAUUUGCGACAAAGUCAUUGAAAAAACCACCCAUACCACUGCAUAAAAAACAAGUAUCCGCACGCAUAGAUCCUUCUGAACUGUUUUAAAAAUAACGUUUAUUGUACAUAGAUAGCUUUUUUUUUGAAAAGGAAAUAAAUUAUAUUAAUCG
This is a messenger RNA of Radiomyces spectabilis, 967 nucleotides long. Its product is annotated as cytosolic Fe-S cluster assembly factor CFD1. The record is from RefSeq and is a predicted model, not a curated record. The transcript has 4 exons. Gene Ontology annotation, cellular component: cytosol. Gene Ontology annotation, biological process: iron-sulfur cluster assembly. Gene Ontology annotation, molecular function: 4 iron, 4 sulfur cluster binding; ATP binding; ATP-dependent FeS chaperone activity. Lineage: Eukaryota; Fungi; Mucoromycota; Mucoromycetes; Mucorales; Radiomycetaceae. Bases 53 to 862 code for a protein of 269 amino acids.